Messenger RNA from Gossypium arboreum, 1694 nucleotides. RefSeq lists its product as uncharacterized. Gene Ontology annotation, molecular function: hydrolase activity, acting on ester bonds. The coding region runs from base 207 to 1133 and encodes 308 amino acids. Lineage: Eukaryota; Viridiplantae; Streptophyta; Magnoliopsida; Malvales; Malvaceae. The transcript is spliced from 7 exons. The record is from RefSeq and is a predicted model, not a curated record. Gene Ontology annotation, cellular component: chloroplast.
GGCAUAUCAUUAUCAAACCCCAUAAUCCUCCCAGAAAAACAAAUGAAAAAUGCUCUACGUCCUUUAACCAUCCAGAACCUUUGGUGGAUAUCCUGCCAAGUAUCAGUUAAAAGAAGACCUUCAUAGUAUUUGUUACAACAGCAAAUGUCACAAACACAUUUAACAGUACAAGCCAGUGGAGAACAAGUCCAUAACUUGUGGAAGACAUGGCUUUGGGUUUGCCACCACUUAAUUUCAAACUCCAGUGCUCCUCUACUUCCACCUUCUCCUCAUCCUCUUCAACCAACUACCGCCCUGCCGUCAUCCUUCCUGGGUUAGGGAAUAAUACAGGUGACUAUAAGAAGUUGGAGUUCACCUUGCAAGAGUAUGGAGUGUCCACCGUUGUUGCUAAUGUUUCAAGAAUUGAUUGGCUGAGGAAUGCAGCUGGCUUGGUGGACCCUAACUACUGGAAAGGCACUUUGCAGCCUAGGCCUGUUCUUGACUGGUAUUUGAAGAGGGUUGAUGAUGCAGUUCAAGAAGCAAAGGAAUUGGCACAAGGUGGGAAAUUGUCAGUGAUUGGUCACUCAGCUGGAGGGUGGCUAGCUCGUCUUUACAUGGAAGAAUUUGGACUCUCCCACAUCUCCUUGCUUCUCACUCUUGGUACUCCCCACUUGCCUCCUCCGAAAGGUUUGCCAGGGGUCAUUGAUCAAACAAGGGGCCUACUAUAUUAUGUUCAACAACACUGCAAAAAAGCUGUUUAUACUCCUGAGUUGAAAUAUGUAUGCAUUGCAGGGAGGUAUCUUCAGGGGGCUCGUUUUGUUAACGACUCAAAAGUGGCAGUUGAGUCUAUGGCCACCAUUGAUGAUGACCAACAAGAAUCAGAUGUUGCUGUUGUGAAAAAUAUGACAGAUUCAACCCCUGUUUCCACGACCUUCCAAGCUCGGUUUGUUGGCCAAGGGUACAAACAGGUUUGUGGGGAGGCAGAUGUUUGGGGUGAUGGAGUUGUGCCAGAAGUAUCGGCUCACUUAGAGGGAGCCCUUAACAUAAGCUUGGAUGGAGUGUACCACUCACCUGUUGGUUCAGAUGAUGUAUCAAGACCAUGGUAUGGUUCUCCCGCAGUUGUGGAGCAAUGGAUUCAUCAUCUCCUCAAUUGAUCAAGUCUGAGAGAAUAUACACAUAAAUAUAUAUUAUCUCUUCAUGUAAUCUUUGAUUUGUUGAUGAACUUCUCGUACCUAAUAACCUGCAUUAGUUUGAACUUCAAAUUAAGUAAUAUAUGCAAGAGCAAGGUUCACUGUCCACUGCACUGGAAGGCAGCUUACAAGGGUGAUCAUUGAAAUUCAAAAUGAACAAUGGUUUUCUCAUGAUUGAAUGAUUAAACUACUAGUUGAUCAAAGAUCCGGUUACCAUAAACAGUACAAAUGAAAAUCAGGAAACCAAAUGAAAAUGUUACUUUUUCACUCCCUAGUCCCUACAGAAUUUUUACACAAGUCCAGCUGGGAACAUUUCCUCAGUUGCAAGGCUACCAGAGAGUUUAGCUCGCAAAAUGAAAAGCAAAACAUGAACAUACAUAAAAAAAGUUCAGUUCAGAAUAACAAGAGCUAGCUUGAUGUUGGUAGGGCAACCAGUGGUUAUACAUGAAAAUAGAGGUCAGCUAGACUUCAUAAAAUGGCGGGAUAGCAUUUUCCCGAUCUCUAGGAAACCAACUUUUUCUUUUC